Messenger RNA from Chenopodium quinoa (quinoa), 891 nucleotides. RefSeq names its product octapeptide-repeat protein T2-like. The annotation marks the transcript as partial. The record is from RefSeq and is a predicted model, not a curated record. NCBI's taxonomy places the organism in Eukaryota, Viridiplantae, Streptophyta, Magnoliopsida, Caryophyllales, Amaranthaceae. The transcript has a single exon.
GCCGGGGGGAGCGGAGGAAAAAGGGCGGGAAGAAGGAGGGGGGAGAGGGAAGGAAGGAAGGGGAAGAAGGGCAAGCGAGAAGCAGAGGCCAAGGGCGGAAAGACGGAGGACAGAAACGGGGAGAAGGCAACGGCGAAGCAGCCGGAGAAGGGGAAGGCCAAGGCGAGAGAACACAACAGCAAAGGAAAGACCGGGAGGAAAAGGAGGGAACAAGGAAGGGACAGGGCAAAAAAGAAAGGAGAGGCCGGGGGCCGCGGGGAGAGCAAGCAGAAGGCAGACAGGGGGGCAGGGAGGACGGGAGAGAAGGGAGAGGGCAAAGCGACGGGGAGAGGACCGAGACACGGGGCGCGCGCGGGCCGCCGCCGCCGGGGGGGGGGGAGAGAGACCCGGGGCGAGGGCAGCGCAACGGAGCGGGGACAGAGAACGGAGCGAAAGGAAGCCCGGCACACCGGGAGGCAGGAGGCGGGCGAGACACGCGGACACAGGCAGAGCAGGGAGGGGGCCAGGGCCAGGAAGGGGGCAAGAAGGGACGCACGGGAGGGAAGGGAGGGGGGGAGAGAGAAGGGGAAGGAAACGGAGAAGGAGGCGGAGACGGGGCAGGAGAAAAGGGGAGGGACGAAGGAGGGAAGACAGGGGCAGAGGAGGAGAGCGGGACAGGAGGAAAAAGGAAGGAAGGAAAGCGCACACAAGACGGAGGCAAGACAGGGGGACGAAGAGAACCAAAGGAAGGCGAACAAAAGAAGACGGAAAAGAGAAGACGGAGAAGGAAGAGGAGCCAAGAGGGACAGAGAGGACACGAAGGGCCGAAAGGAGAGAACGGGAAAACAAAGGGACGAAAGGGGGAAAGAAGGGGAGGGAAGCAGAGGGGCAGAAGAAGGAAAGACGGGGAGG